Messenger RNA from Fulmarus glacialis (Northern fulmar), 2096 nucleotides. It is a transcript of the gene NFX1, whose product is annotated as nuclear transcription factor, X-box binding 1. Gene Ontology annotation, molecular function: DNA-binding transcription factor activity, RNA polymerase II-specific; RNA polymerase II transcription regulatory region sequence-specific DNA binding; zinc ion binding. Lineage: Eukaryota; Metazoa; Chordata; Aves; Procellariiformes; Procellariidae. Gene Ontology annotation, cellular component: nucleus. Gene Ontology annotation, biological process: negative regulation of transcription by RNA polymerase II. The transcript has 20 exons. The annotation marks the transcript as partial. The record is from RefSeq and is a predicted model, not a curated record.
GUAAGGUGCACAAUCCUGAAUGGAAUAGAAAUGAAAUCCCACAUAGCUGUGGUGAACUUUGUGGAAAGAAGAGACAGUGUUUGGACUGUCCACAUCUUUGUAACAUCCUGUGCCAUCCAGGACCUUGCCCUUCGUGCCCAGCCUUUGUGACAAAAACAUGUGAAUGUGGACAAACAAGUCAUUCAGUUCGCUGUGGCCAAUCAACAAAGAUUCAUUGUUCUAAUGUAUGUGGAAAUACUUUAAACUGUGGUAAGCACAGCUGUACUCAAGUGUGCCAUGCAGGAAAAUGUUCACCUUGCCAAUUAACAGCACAGCAAGUGUGUUACUGUGGAAGCAAUUUUAAAGAAGUAUUGUGUGGGACAAAGGAAGAAUUCUCUGAUGGAUUUGGGAACUUCUCAUGUCAGAAUAUAUGUGGCAAAAAAUUAAAUUGUGGGAGGCACAACUGUACGCAAGUAUGCCAUCCUCAGCCUUGCCAGCUCUGUCCACGACUUCCACAAGUAGUAUAUCGCUGUCCCUGUGGUCAGACUCCUCUCAGCAAGUUACUGGAACUAGGAUGCGUUGAACGUAAAAUAUGCACAGACCCUAUCCCAUCGUGUGGAAAAACAUGUGGCAAGCCUCUCUCUUGUGGUAGCUAUGAAUUCAUUCAUACAUGUGAAAGCCUUUGCCAUGAAGGAGACUGUAGACCAUGUUCUCACACAUCAAAUAUUUAUUGUAGGUGUGGCUUCAAAAAAAAGGAAGUCCCAUGUGCUCUCCUCAGAAAUAAAGCUGCUAUUACAUUCAUGUGUGAUAAGCGAUGCAACAAGAAAAGAUCAUGUGGACGACACAAGUGUAAUGAAGUUUGCUGUGUGGACAUAGAACAUAAGUGUUCUUUGGUUUGUGGUCGCAAACUCAACUGUGGGCUUCACAGAUGUGAAGAACCCUGUCAUCGGGGCAGUUGUCAAACAUGCUGGCAAACAAGUUUUGAUGAGUUAACUUGUUAUUGUGGUGAAUCUGUGAUUUACCCUCCUGUCCCCUGUGGCACUCAGCCACCAGAGUGUAAAAAACCGUGCACCAGGCCACAUGACUGUGAUCAUCCAGUGUACCAUUCAUGUCAUAGUGAGGAGAAAUGUCCACCGUGUACCUAUCUCACUCAGAAAUGGUGUAUGGGCAAGCAUGAACUGCGAAGUAAUAUUCCUUGUCAUCUCACUGACAUUUCCUGCGGACUUCGCUGCAAUCAAGUGUUAAAGUGUGGAAUGCACAAAUGUAAAAGAAUCUGUCAUAAAGGAGAAUGUCUUAUAGACGAAGAGUGUAAACAGCCAUGUAUUAUUCCAAGGCUAUAUUGUAAUCAUCCUUGCAUGGCUCCAUGUCAUCCUUCUUCACCCUGUCCAACAACACCCUGCUGUGCAAAGGUUGAUCUUCAAUGUGAGUGUGGAAGAAGAAAGGAGAGUAUGAUUUGCUCAGAAGCGUCUAAUACAUAUCAAAGAAUAGCUGCUAUAUCUAUAGCCACUAAGUUAACAGAUCUACAGCUUGGGGAUUCAGUGGAAAUCAGCAGGCUUAUUACGAAAAAAGAAAUGAAGCAGGCCAGGUUACAAUGUGAUGAAGAAUGCUUAGCUCUUCAGAGGAACAGGCGUCUUGCUGAGGCUCUUGAAAUAGAUGAUAAUUCUGAUCCUUUUAACGUCCGUUCUUCUGGACCAAAGUACAGUGACCUUUUAAAAGAAGAUGCGAGGAAGGAUUUAAAAUUUGUCAGUGACAUUGAGAAGGAAAUGAGAAUGCUUGUGGAAGCUGUAAAUAAGGGCAAGCAUACAAAGAAGAGCCAUUGUUACCCACCAAUGAACAGAGAUCACCGCAGAAUCAUCCAUGAAUUAGCUCAGGUUUAUGGCAUUGAAAGUGUGAGCUAUGACAACGAACCAAAGCGUAACGUUGUUAUCACUGCAGUGAAAGGGAAAUCCAUUUGUCCAAGCAAUACCUUAACUUCUGUGCUAGAUAAAGAAAUGCAGAGCAGGCCUCCACCUCCUAUUCCUCAUUACAAACAAACAGAUAAGAGUAGUGGCAACAGUGGUUUAUCCAAACCAUUAAAAGAAGAGCCAGUAAUUGACUACUUUGAUGUCCAGGACUGA